Megalops cyprinoides (Indo-Pacific tarpon) is the source of this 1529-nucleotide messenger RNA. Its product is annotated as steroid hormone receptor ERR2-like. Gene Ontology annotation, cellular component: nucleus. The record is from RefSeq and is a predicted model, not a curated record. The transcript has 7 exons. Gene Ontology annotation, molecular function: DNA-binding transcription factor activity; nuclear steroid receptor activity; zinc ion binding. Gene Ontology annotation, biological process: regulation of DNA-templated transcription. Lineage: Eukaryota; Metazoa; Chordata; Actinopteri; Elopiformes; Megalopidae. Bases 165 to 1529 code for a protein of 454 amino acids.
CUACUGGGAGGUGACAUCCAGCUCAGGUGGUGGAUUUUUAAGGGUUGCACCUGAAAGUUCUCCCCUCUUGUAUUUUUUGAUUGGGAGGGCUGGGGGAGGGGAGAGGUGAAAACAUCAGUCAGUGGGUCCUCUCCUCUGACCACUGGAAUGCUACACCUGGACUGAUGGACGUUUCGGAACCUUGCAUCCCAGACCCUCUCAACUAUCAUAACCAGCUGCUAGGUAGAAUGGCUGCCAACGACCGCCACCUGCCCCCAAGCUACGGGUCCUACAUCAAGGCUGAGCCGUCCAGCCCGUCCUCAGCCGACACAGCCAGUCACCCCAGCCCCGGCGGCAACUCCGACACCAGCGCCGGGUACGGCAGCGCCGCCAAUGGCCACUCCAACGGGCUGGACUCCCCGCCGGUGUUUGUGACCGGCGGGCCGGCAGGGGGCGGGGCCUGCCUGAAGCGCUAUGGCGACUGCGCUGGCGUGUUCGGGGAGGAGUCACAUGCUGAGCGCGGGUACAUGCUGACCUCCAUCCCCAAGAGGCUGUGCCUGGUGUGCGGGGACGUGGCAUCAGGCUACCACUACGGCGUGGCCUCCUGUGAAGCCUGCAAGGCCUUCUUCAAGAGGACAAUACAAGGCAACAUCGAGUACAGCUGUCCGGCCACUAGUGAGUGCGAGAUCACCAAACGGAGACGCAAGUCCUGCCAGGCCUGCCGCUUCACCAAGUGUCUGAAAGUGGGGAUGCUGAAGGAAGGGGUGCGUCUGGACCGGGUGCGAGGUGGCAGACAGAAGUACAAGAGGAGGAUGGAUGCAGAAAGCAGCAACUACCUGGGCAUCACGCUUACCCCACCUGCCAAAAAGCCAGUGACAAAGAUUGUGUCCCACCUCCUGGUCGCAGAGCCGGAGAAGAUCUACGCCAUGCCAGACCCCUCCCUUCCCGAGGGUGACAUCAAGGCCCUGACUACGCUGUGUGACCUGGCUGACCGCGAGCUGGUGGUUAUCAUUGGCUGGGCCAAGCACAUCCCAGGCUUCUCCAACCUGACGCUGGGAGACCAGAUGAGCCUCCUGCAGAGUGCAUGGAUGGAGAUCCUGGUCCUGAGCAUCGUGUUCCGCUCGCUGCCCUACGAGGAUGAGCUGGUCUACGCCGAGGACUACGUGAUGGACGAGGAGCACUCGCGCCUCACGGGCUUGCUGGACCUGUACGCCUCCAUCCUGCACCUGGUCCGCAGGUACAAGAAGCUCCGCGUGGAGAAGGAGGAGUUCGUCACGCUCAAAGCUAUCGCCCUCACCAACUCAGACUCCAUGCACAUAGAGGAUGUGGAGGCUGUUCAGAAGCUCCAGGACUCUCUCCACGAGGCCCUGCAGGAAUACGAGGGUGGCCAGCACCAGGAGGACCCGCGGCGAGCGGGCAAGCUGCUCAUGACCCUCCCCCUGCUGCGGCAGACGGCUGCCAAGGCCGUGCAGCACUUCUACAGCAUCAAGGCCCAGGGAAAGGUGCCCAUGCAUAAACUCUUCCUGGAGAUGCUGGAGGCCAAGGUCUGA